CCUGUGGAUAAUGUGACAGUCAUCAGACAGACAGAGAUGGUAAUUACAGAGUUGCAUCCUCUUCGAGCGGAUGGGGCUGAUACCAUGUAUAAGCAGGUGGUUUUAGCACCUUGGUCAGCCCCUCCACCUGGAUGGGUGAAGGUUAACUGUGAUGGUGCUUUUUCUGUAAUGAUGGGACAUUUCUGA
Ilex paraguariensis (yerba mate) is the source of this 186-nucleotide messenger RNA. The record is from the annotation of a GenBank genome assembly. Lineage: Eukaryota; Viridiplantae; Streptophyta; Magnoliopsida; Aquifoliales; Aquifoliaceae.